CUGCCUGAAAGCAGAGGGUCUUAGAGUCAAUGCUACAACUGAGAGAGAGAGAGAGUAACUGUACAGUAACUGUGAGGUGUGAACUGACCUGUUUGUAUGUGUAAUUUUAGAAACACUAGUAAAUAAGUUGAUGUAUCGUUACUGUGUCAGGUGUAACUUUCUGAAGGACCAAACGAACCCUGAACCUGUUCACUCUGUAAGGCUCCUGAAGGCGGCUGUGUUUUUGCCAGUGUUGGCGGAUGGCUGUAACUCAGGCUGUACUGCCCUCAUUCAGCUCAUUCUCAAACUUCAACAAUUCUACAGACAACAUGACGAUGUGGAAGUUUGAAGACUGCCCCAUGAGUAGCCUCCACUCUCCAGCCGAGAGAAGCGUGUCUGUGAGCACUGACCACACGGAUGCCUCCCAGCACCUGAGACUCCCACACCAUGGCCAGGACACUGAGGCAUGCUGGGAUAUGGAGCUUUUGCUGUCAGAGUGGGGCAGCACGUCUCCAGACCAGACCGUCGCUCAGAACUACACUUCCCAGCGUCCUCUGCUGCAGGACGGAGGCGGGCACAGAGGUCAAGCCGGGCUGGACGUCCAGCAGGUCAAUCAGUCAAGCUCGAUGGUGGAUCUGCUAUCCAAUGAUUGCGUGACCUCAUCUCUGCCCACAUCCCUCUAUGGUGCUGCCUACAGCACAGAGCAUCAUGGAAAAGGUGUCCAGAACCUCCCCCUGUCCCACGUGCCCGGCUUCCCUCACCAAAGUGACCGCAAAGUAAGGUCAUGGGACUUUGGGCACCACUACCCCCACCUGCCCCACUUUUCUGAGGGGGCAGAGCCUCUGGAUCUGCUGGCCCCGCCCCCACAUUAUCAGUACAGCUUCGGCCAGAGCAAUGCGCACACCAGGCCCUACCUGCCCCAGACUGGAUAUGCCCACUUUCUUCCCUCCAACACGCACAACCCCACCGUUUUCCCAGACUCCAUAGCACCCCCCGCGACAGUGGAGCUAAAGCGCAGCCGUAGGCCGGUGGGCAGGAGGAGGGCGGCCAUGCACAGCUGCAGCUACCCCGGCUGCACCAAAACAUACACCAAGAGCUCACACCUUAAAGCACACCUGCGCACACACACAGGUGAGAAGCCGUACAGCUGUAGCUGGGACGGAUGCGGGUGGAAGUUCGCUCGUUCUGAUGAACUGACGCGUCACUACCGUAAACACACCGGCCUGAAGCCAUACGAGUGUGUUCUGUGCCAGCGGGCCUUCAGUCGCUCAGAUCACCUCGCACUGCACAUGAAGAGACAUGCCUGAUACACAAACACACAAUACAUACACAAUGUACACACAACACACACACUUUACCAGGGCUGGGACCAAUCAAAAAACGAUAUUUUUUAUUAUUUGAAACCACUGGUGUAUAAUAGGGAAAUCCAACAAUUCAAAAUGUCUACAUGAAUCUAUCAUUGAAAUGUAUUCGGAGUGAUCCAGAGUGGUUUGAUGUGAAAUGGUUCAGAUGUCUUUACAGUGGUGGUGAACCAGGAGUUUUCAUGACACAUGCUACAACAUAAAUAGACUUUUUAGUUACUGUCCAAAACCAUCAGUGAACCUACACGUGUCCUUUGAUUUUUAUAUGGAAUGGUGAUGUUGGGAAAAUAGUGGAAAAUCUGAAACUGGGACUAUUUUGCCUCACAACGCACGUACCCCUCCACCAUCAAUGGAUUUUAAGUUGUGAAAACCAUCAUAAAACAAUGUCUCAGUCAUCAGGCAGCAUAUUCACAACCAUUUCAUGCUAUUACUUUCUGUGAGGGAUCUCUUAAAGGUGGAUAUCUGGCUCACAUCACCACCAAUAAGAAACUGGAGCUUCAAAUCAAAGAAAGAAAUAAACAAACAAACAAAAUCAGUUACAUGGACGUUAAGAUUAAUUAUCGAUAAAUAUGUAAGUGGUCCCAGCCCUGUUGGAGAAAAAGUCUGCCAGAAAAUCAACUUCAGACAAUGUUUGUCUUUUCCCAGAUGUGAUAAAUCAGCAGAGACAUGUAUGGAGUCCAUAUUGAGCUAGUGCUACAACACGAAUGUAACUAACAAACAGUAGAAGUCAAUAGUCACUGAAAUCUUUUAUCUGGGAAUAUAUCCCCAAAACAUCUCUCAGCCACUCAACCCACAUGCUUGUUUUCAAUAAGACAGAACAGACUUGUAGAUUUUACUUUAGGACAUAGUAUGAGACUUAAUUUUGCAGGUGUUUGCUGAUUUCUGACUCCUAGCAGAAUCUGACACCCCUUCAUGCUCAUACACGUUACACAGGCAUAUGGACACUAGACUACAUUCCCGAGUUUUUUCAUAAAUUACUGUUGAUCUUAAUUUUUCUAACUGAAUAUAUGCAUAUAUAAAAAAUACACACAAAAGAAAUCGUGAAUGUACAUCUAGUGUCUGUAUCCUUGUGUGAAGCGCAUGAACUUGAAGGUUGUUGGAUUCUCCACAACACUUGCUGUUGCUCAGUGUCUAAAGAGCUGCACUGUAAAGUUCUGUUCUUAUUUAUAGUUCAUAUGUAAGUCAUGAACAGGUCUGCGCCACCUUAAUCUCCAGUCCACCUGGAUGUGGACUGAGAGAACAUUUGGGGAUGUAUUUACACAAAAGAUGUGGGUGACUACUAACCUAUAGUGUUAGCAGCAUUAGCCUCGUAGCUCCAGUUCUAAACUAAAGGAGCAAAAUGGGGACAGCAAACAUGUGUCGUGUUUCAUUGACUCCAUCUGCGGUCAAUGGAAUAUUGUGUCAUUUUGAUUUUUCACCAAACUAUUUCUUUAAUAUACCUAGAAAACUCUUACAUACACACUAUUCACACACCGAUAAAACUGACGUGUAUAUAACAGAGAAUAAACAAAGUACAUUUGGUACCAUUAAUUCAUUUCCUCAGGGGACUCUACAGUUGAAUGCUUUAGUCUUACUUUACAUUUAAAACACACCUGACCGCAUCCAGUCCAGUAACUGCUGUAAAUUAGAGCAUCUGGACUUUCCUAAAGUUCUUCACCAGUUUGCUGGUGCAGCAGAGAAAGCUGUAGGGCAGAGGAAACGGUAUGAAAAAGUGAGAGAGAGAGGGAGAGAGUGAGAGAGAGAACACAACACCGUCACAUCCCUCAAGCUGAAAUACACUCCGACCGAAAGCUAAAGACUCAGCGCUGAACUCUGUACACUGCACUGGGCUGCCAGGUGGAAUAGAGGUUAUAAAAUCUUCCCCAUUGCUGUAAUAUUCCACAGAGUGACCCAAACAUCUGACUCAACUCACACUCAACAUGAACUUCCCAAAAUGCAUUUCUGGUUUGUUACAGUUUCCGUUUGAUAAGAAUGUCCUGAAUGUAAUUGUGAAUAAAUACAGCCUAUAUGUGUAACUAUUUAUGGGAUUUAAGAUAUAAUUAUGGACAAGAACACAGAAAAAAAGUUGAUUGCAUUAAUUUUGUAGAUGUUUUUGUUAUUUGUAUAACAUCUUACCACCUUUUUGUACGUUUUGCAUUUAUUUCCAUAUUUAUAUAAAUUGCCUUCAUAAUAAAGUGAC
Molecule: messenger RNA, 3519 nt
Organism: Pygocentrus nattereri (red-bellied piranha)
Lineage: Eukaryota; Metazoa; Chordata; Actinopteri; Characiformes; Serrasalmidae
Gene: klf1
Product: Kruppel-like factor 1 (erythroid)
Exons: 3
Coding region: 240-1286 (348 amino acids)
Biological process (GO): regulation of transcription by RNA polymerase II
Molecular function (GO): DNA-binding transcription factor activity, RNA polymerase II-specific; RNA polymerase II cis-regulatory region sequence-specific DNA binding
Source: RefSeq, a predicted model, not a curated record